Acinonyx jubatus (cheetah) is the source of this 700-nucleotide messenger RNA. It is a transcript of the gene NXNL1, whose product is annotated as nucleoredoxin like 1. Gene Ontology annotation, cellular component: mitochondrion. Gene Ontology annotation, biological process: photoreceptor cell maintenance. The transcript has 2 exons. The record is from RefSeq and is a predicted model, not a curated record. NCBI's taxonomy places the organism in Eukaryota, Metazoa, Chordata, Mammalia, Carnivora, Felidae. The coding region runs from base 44 to 700 and encodes 218 amino acids.
CAGAGUCCCUCCACCCUGUCCCCAGCUCCCGGCCGGGGCUGCCAUGGCCUCCCUGUUCUCUGGCCGUGUCCUGAUUCGCAACAACAGCGACCAGGACGAGCUGGACACGGAGGCUGAGCUCAGCCGCAGGCUGGAGAACCGGCUGGUGCUGCUGUUCUUUGGCGCUGGGUCAUGCCCACAGUGCCAGGCCUUCGCACCCAUCCUCAGGGACUUCUUCGUGCGACUCACAGAUGAGUUCUACGUGCUGCGGGCAGCACAGCUGGCCCUGGUGUACGUGUCCCAGGACCCCACAGAGGAGGAGCAGGAUCUGUUCCUCAGGGACAUGCCGAAAAAGUGGCUCUUCCUGCCCUUCGAGGAUGACCUGAGGAGGGAUCUCGGGCGCCAGUUCUCCGUGGAGCGCCUGCCGGCUGUCGUGGUGCUCAAGCCUGGAGGGGACGUGCUCACCCGCGACGCAACUGACGAGAUCCGGCGCCUGGGCCCCGCCUGCUUCGCCAACUGGCAGGAGGCGGCGGAGGUGCUGGACCGCAACUUCCUGCAGCCCGAGGACCUGGACGACCCCGCGCCCCGGAGCCUCACCGAGCCGCUGCGCCGCUGCAAGUACCGCGUGGACCCGGCGGCUCGGGGCAAACGCGGCCCCAGGAGAGGGAGCGACCCCGAGGGGGAGGGCGGGGCGGAGGGCGGGGACGGGGGGCUGUUCUGA